CGGGUGGGGCCGGGCCGUUGGUUUCCAGGGCAAACGUGGCGUCAUUGGCGGUGAAGGGUGAAAGGUCGGGGAGCAGCUGGCUGGGUGUUGGCUGCUGCUGGCGGAGGCGCUGCGGCUGCGGUGCCCGCGGCUCGGGAGCGCCGCGCAGGCAUGGAGUUGGAGACGGCGCUGGAGGCCGUGAGGGGGCGCGGCGGGGCUGAGGGCCUCGAGCGGGUCCUGGGCCGGUACAACGAGAAGAAUAGGGCCACUUUCAAAUUUGAUCCUGCAGAUGAGGAUAAAAGAAAGAAACUGUGUGAAGGAAUCUUACACAUCCUCGAAAAAGACACAAAAACUUCAUGUCAAGUUGCCUGUCUUGAAGCCCUUCGGAUUCUCUCCAGAGAUAAGAAGGUUUUAGUGCCUGUGACAACAAAGGAAAACAUGCAGAUCCUGAUGAGGCUGGCAAAGCUGGACAUGACAGAAGAUUCUUUGGAGGAUGUGUCCAAUUUCCCUAUUAUAGUGGAAGCUUUAAAAUGCCUCUGUAACAUAGUUUUUAAUAGUGCUAUUGCACAGAAGCUCAGUUUGGAACUGAACCUUGCAGCUAUGCUUUGCAAUCUACUGAAAAAAUGCAAGGACCAACAGUUUGUUGAUGACAUUAAAUGUUUUGAUUUGCGCCUUCUCUUCCUCCUGUCACUUCUGCACACAGAGAUUCGGUCACAGUUGCAUCAUGAGCUACAAGGGUUGCAGGUUUUGACGCAAGCCUUGGAAAGUUCAUUUAGCAUAAGAUGGACAGACAAGUACAAAGCUGCUGAAGAGCAUGAUGGAUCUCCUUUAUCGCUACAAGAAACAGAUUGUGCCAUUGAGGCACUCAAAGCUCUCUUUAAUGUGACGCUCGACAGUUGGAAUGUCCACAGUGAGAAUGAAUCUCAUCAAUUUCGUUAUAUGGCUGCCAUCCUUCGCCACUGCUUAUUAACCGUGGGCCCUACUGAAGACAAAACUGAAGAAUUGCACAGUAAUGCAAUCAACCUUUUAAGCAAUAUUCCAGUUUCUUGUUUGGAUGUUCUCAUUAAUCCAUCAACCCAAGAAGAAACAGUUUUGAAAUAUAAUGGUAUGAAUAUGGAUGCCAUUCAAGUGUUGCUGGAUUUCAUGGAGAAAAGAAUAGACAAGGGAAGCAGCUACAGAGAGGGUCUGACUCCAGUUCUCAGUUUACUAACAGAAUGUUGUCGAGCUCAUCGGAACAUCAGGAAGUUUAUCAAAGCUCAGGUAUUGCCUCCAUUAAGAGAUGUAUCAAAUCGUCCUGAAGUUGGCACAACAGUGAGAAACAAACUUGUGCGCCUUAUGACACAUGUCGACCUUGGAGUAAAGCAAAUUGCAGCAGAAUUCCUUUUUGUCCUUUGUAAGGAGAGAGUUGACAACUUGUUAAAGUAUACAGGCUAUGGUAAUGCAGCAGGCCUGCUGGCAGCAAGGGGCCUGUUAGCAGGAGGAAGGGGAGAUCAUUGGUACUCCGAUGAUGAAGAUACAGACACUGAAGAAUAUAAAUCUGCAAAGCCAAAACUCUCUCAAAGACACAUGUUAAAAAAUGUGCAGAUUCCGGCCUCUUUUGGCCCUCCUAUUGGAAAAUCUCCUGGAGUUCACAUUAAUCUUAUCACUGGCCAUGUAGAGGAGCCAAUGCCCAACCCUAUGGAUGAAAUGACAGAAGAACAAAAAGAAUAUGAAGCCAUGAAACUUGUCAACAUGUUUGAUAAACUUUCCAGGACUUGUCUUCACUACCGGGAGAUCGACACUUCUGCAGUUGAUGCAGCAGGUGUCGAUUUAGCGGGUCUAGUGAAGCAUCUCCUGUCAACACGGUGCAGUGAAGACACCGCGGGAUGAGGUUAUAAAACCAAUGGGAGUUCGACCGGAUGGCACGAUGACUCCUUUGGAAGAGACAAUCUGCCAGUACCAAACCAAUGAGCAAGACAGUUCAGAUUCAGACUAAAGCAUCACCUGCUUCUGUCAAUAUCUCCUUUAAUCAGCAUCUUCCCUCAGAGCCUCGACAUCUUUUAUCUACACAUUCUACCCUCUCAUUAGCCAACAUCACUUUAAGUCUUAUUAUUGGGAUAUUUGAAUGAUGGAUCUUGUGGUGUAAUCUCUGCAUUUUUAUUAAUCCAUUUAUAUAGGAACAAAUGAUCAGUUUAUUAAUUGUAAAGCAAAUUGUAUUUCAGUGAGAUGAAAAUAAAAGAUUGCAAUGCAAAAAAA
Messenger RNA from Chelonia mydas (Green sea turtle), 2214 nucleotides. It is a transcript of the gene RIC8B, whose product is annotated as RIC8 guanine nucleotide exchange factor B. The transcript has 12 exons. Gene Ontology annotation, cellular component: cytoplasm; plasma membrane. Bases 151 to 1848 code for a protein of 565 amino acids. NCBI's taxonomy places the organism in Eukaryota, Metazoa, Chordata, Testudines, Cheloniidae. Gene Ontology annotation, biological process: G protein-coupled receptor signaling pathway. The record is from RefSeq and is a predicted model, not a curated record. Gene Ontology annotation, molecular function: G-protein alpha-subunit binding; guanyl-nucleotide exchange factor activity.